AGUCAGAGACUGAAAAAAAGGCACCUGAAUGGCCUGGGAAGGAGCAGCAAAACCUUCUGGCAAGCUCCCCUUCCUCUCCUAUGCUCCAACUACUCUCCAGCUAAGGGUGUCCUGGUGCACACCAGCAGCUGCAGCCCUGGCUGCACACACCUGCAUGCAGGGUGACCCAUGAGAAGAGCCUUCCUCACAUCAGGAGAGAGUGCCACGUCCUCUCCUCACAGCCACCCCUCCACACUGGUGUGACAUUGCAUGGCAUGGCCAGUGGCGGGGACCUGAGGGCAGGGACAUGGACAUCAUGGAAUGCAUCCUUUGGGGGACCAGGAGCUGGGAGUGAGCCCCUGUCUGGCCCCUGGUACAGCGCACACAAGACUCAGCUGUAUGGAGUUUUACUUGCUGCUGCUUCAAAUUUUCUCAUCAGUAUCUCUUUGAAUAUACAGAAAUGCGCUCAUCUGCGACGGGUUUGCCAAGCAGAGCCGAAGCCCUGCUACAGGAGCAAGCUGUGGUGGAGUGGGAUUGCCCUGCUGGGCCUUGCAGAGCUGGGCAACUUCACAGCCUAUGGACUCGCCCCCAUUGCUCUGGUCGCUCCACUGGGAUGUGUUUCUGUUAUAGGUAGUGCAUUUAUUUCUGUCUUUUUCCUAAAGAAGACCAUGAGGACUGCUGAUAUAUUGGGAGGAGCACUGACAAUAACAGGAAUAUCCUUGUUGGUUACAUUCACUCCAAAUGUACCUCAAGAACUCACAGCAAGACAGGUGCAGAAUUACUUAGUGAGCUGGCCUUUUUUGGUAUAUUCAAUUUUAGAAAUUCUAAUAUUCUGCAUUCUCCUCUAUUUUUACAAAAGAAAGGCUGUGAAACACAUCAUGGUUUUGUUAAUGAUGGUAGCUCUACUGGCAUCACUGACUGUCAUUGCUGUAAAGGCUGUGUCCAGCAUGAUAGCACUUUCUGUGAAGGGGAAAAUGCAGCUCACUUACUCCGUUUUCUAUAUCAUGAGUGUUUUAAUGGCAACUUCUUGUGCUUUCCAAAUCAAGUUCUUGAAUCAAGCAAUGCAUCUGUAUGAAGCAACAGCAGUUGUCCCCAUUAAUUUUGUGUUCUUCACCACCAGUGCCAUCAUUUCAGGGGUCAUAUUUUAUCAGGAAUUCCAAAGUGCAGCUUUACUGAGCGUGUUCAUGUUUCUGUUCGGGUGUCUCCUAUCUUUCCUUGGUGUGAUUAUAAUUGCAAGAAAUAAAAAAGAGGAGCAUUUACAAAUUCCUUUUAUUGACUGUGGACAUAUUCCUGGACAAAAACUGACAGGCAAAGUACAACCAGAUUCUCGCUGUUCAUGCUAUGGCACACUGAACAAGGAAGAUGACUUGGUGAAAAGGUAAAGCUGAAAGAAGAAAGCACUUUACAUGCCAGUUAACAGGAGGAACACCACUGGAACAAGGAUCAGUAGCACCUUUUUAUUGAACAUAUUUAAGUAUACAUUGAACUCCUGUAUGUUGAUGAGUCAUAGGAUUAUUUAAUGCAAAUUAAUUUAUCCCAUGAUUGUACCAAAUGUAUCCUAAAGAUAAAGGAAGCCUUAAUAAAAACCAAAUAACCAUUAAUGAAAUGGAAUAUUCUCCUAGUAUUAAUGCCUCUUGAGGACAUUUUUAGAGUUUUAAUUGCUUUUAAAUGCAAUGAGCACAGAACAGGAUUAUAAAAUUCCCCUUUGGAACACCUCAGAUCUGUGUAAAUGUUUAAAGACAAAUGUGAGAAAUUUUAAUUUUUGUAAGUGAUUUCAAAGUAUUCUGCUAUAUAUAUAAUCCCUUUUAAACCCUUUCCUUCCUCUUCAGGAGUCAAAACUGUAAGUAUAUAUGAAGUAGCCACAAAUAGAAUUGUGUCUACUAAAAUACAAAAAUAAUUUUGUAUUGGGUAUAGCAAUUCUGAUUAUCUCCUACCAUCAGAUUAAUUAUCUUAUCUUUCAAGGAAAUCAGUACUUGUGUGAGCAGUGGGAAGAUAGUGUUUGCCAUAAACACAGGCACAUGGGCACACAACAUUUGAGGUGCCCAGCCAAGGCAGGAUUAGGGUACUGUACUUGACAGAGGAAUCCUGGGCACUGGGCUGCACUGGGCUGGGCUCUAUGAUCUGUUAGCAUAGUCUGGUCUGAAUUUUAGCUUUUGUUUUCAGCAAAAGAAGGUUUUAGUGAAGAAAAUGCACGGUUCUUCAGAGGAAGUGGGAUAGCCAGGGUCCCACUCUUGGUAUGUCUUGGAAAAAUACCUUUAAAAAAGUAGGGCAACUCCUGUUACUACUGGUAAUUCUGCAUGAGGAAAGGCUGUAAAAAAACAGGACCACAAAGAGUCCCAGUAAUUGUACAGUUCGCUCUUAAUUUAAUGGUUGUGUCUCCACACUGAUUUGAAGAGCCAGCAGUGAUGGGAACAAUGACAGUACAGGCUUUGUGUUCAGAUGUCUUGGUGUCUCUCCAUCCCAGUGUCCCAUCAGAAAAGCUUCUUCUAGGCAUUCAGCAUGGAUGCACUCAUCCCUGCAUGGUACCAUUGAUCCACUUCAGGCAGCACAGGGGUGCUGGUCACAUCCUCUGCACAGACAAAUGAAAGUGCUCUUGAAAAAUGUUCAUGUCUUGUUUUAGGAUUAAAUUAAUCUGCAGUUAUGAGUAGGGACUGUGCAUACUUUGUUUCAGGUCUACUUUUUUUUCUCAAAUAAUUUAGUUUAUUUAUUUUUUAGAUAGGUACAGCUGAAGAUCCAUAAGACAGUUUCAUCCCAAAUGCUGCAAAGCACACAUAGAGCUGCAGUAUUUUGUGUGCAGCAAUGUCCCAGGAACAAUGGCAUUUGGGGACUUGUGAAGCUGGUUUGCAAUAUAUGGGGCUUUUCCAGCUGACACAGGACAAGAUUCUGUCUGCACCUUAUUUGUACCACCUUCUUGGCUUGGCUUUCCUUUCCCACCUAGCACCUUGAGUUCAAGUUUCUAAAGAUUAAAAAAAAUCUUUUUAAAAAAAACACGUAACUUUUACAGGCUUUCUCCAGGGAGUAAGAACAUGCAUGUCUUUCUUUUGCAUUAUUUUGCAAGUCAAAUUGAAGCUGCUUGCUAAGUCUCAAGUGAGAGUAUGUGCUAAAGAUGGAAAUAAGAGGCCUACAGGUUUUCAUUCUGUGACCUCGGAAAUGAAUGGGUGAAAGGAUUUGGUAUUGUUGCUUUUUUAAAGGAUUGGCCUUGGGCAUCCUUCUGAAAUCUCUUUUCAUGGCUCAGGAGGACUGCAAGAGGUAAUAAAGGUUACCAGGUGUAGGAUUUUCUCUUUAACGCAAUUAAUCAAAUGUAAAAAUCUGUGGCAAAAAUUAUUUAUCUCAAAUUGGUGGAUUUCUUCUUGAACAAUUUUUUUUCUUCCUAUGUUUUAUUAAAAAAUUAUAAGGGCUAAAGUGUUUUAUUUUAUCUCUAGUGUAUUUCAAAAAAAUUUGUGAACCAAAACACUAGUAGAAAUUAUGUGCAAUUAAAAGUUGUGAUUUGACAUGAUCUUUGAGAUGUUAAUAUAGUCCAACUAAUUAAUGCGUUACAGGAUUGGAAAAACUCAGUUGAGAGAAUUCAUUACCGCUCUGCCAAGAAACAGACAUGACUUGUUUCAAGAAUCAGUUUCUAACCAAUGUUAUUUUCAGAUUCUGCUUGUCAUACUUAGGUUGCAAACACCACAGACAAACGCCUGCUAAAAGAAAA
Molecule: messenger RNA, 3673 nt
Organism: Passer domesticus (house sparrow)
Lineage: Eukaryota; Metazoa; Chordata; Aves; Passeriformes; Passeridae
Gene: NIPAL2
Product: NIPA like domain containing 2
Exons: 11
Coding region: 255-1361 (368 amino acids)
Biological process (GO): magnesium ion transport
Cellular component (GO): membrane
Molecular function (GO): magnesium ion transmembrane transporter activity
Source: RefSeq, a predicted model, not a curated record